AUGGCCACACAUGUCAGCAAUUCACCAUAUCAAGGACUUCAAACUCUCUCCCACUCUGCCUCUUGUCUAUCGUUUCGUCAUGCACAGUUUAUACUCUCGGUAUAUUAACACAAGACGAGUUUACUCUCAACUGCAGCAUUCACUGUCAGUCGGCGAUCGCGGUGGCUGCUGAUAGGAGGAGCAGUUCGUUUCAGUUCUCGCUGGGUAAUGUCAUCAUGUGCGAACAGACAGAGGACUGCCACGCCUGGCUUGGGCCGCUGGUCACCAAGGUGAGCUCUAUUCUCGGCAAAGGUUUCGAGGACGUACGCUAUGAGGUGUCGAUUCCAACCGAUUUUCUCUUCAAUUCGAAUCUAUCCUUCGUUAAUGUCGUCUCGAACGCAAGUCCCGACGACGACGACGACGACGAGGCGAAGAAGAGAGCCAAGUCGGCCAAUUUAGUGGUGAAGAAACUGCCGUCAGAAAUACUGCAAAACAUGACCAGAUCCAGGGAACAAUUUCACAACGAGAUAUUGUUUUACCAAAAGUACGCCCAAUAUUACGAUCGGGCACCUCGUUGCAUCUACGCCACGGGGGAACUGUCGCCGUCCAACUGGGUGAUUGUUUUGGAGAACGUGGCCAUCCAACGUGGCUACAGUGUGUGCAAAUGGAAAUACGACACGCCACUGGAGUACACGUUGGCCGCGUUCCGAGAGAUCGCGCGGUUCCACGCGAUAGCGUACGCGACGAAGAGGACUCGCGAGAAGGAGUUCUUCGAUUUCGUGAACGUCAUUGAAGAGAUCAGGUUCUACCCGAAGUCGAUAUACAGCUGCAUCAUCAAUGGAACCGCGACAAGAUCCCUCGACUUCCUUCGCAGGCAAGGUUACGACAAAGAAUUCUGCGACAAAUUCGAAGCUCGAUGUGCGAACACGUUCGAAGACUUGUUCUUGAAGUCCAUGGAGAUUGAGGAGCCCCUUUCCACUCUGUGUCACGGCGACUUCACGAUCAAUAACAUAUUGUUCAAGAAAGAGAGUGACGAGCUGAAAGUCAUUUUUAUCGACUUUGCGAUGGUACGCUACGGGUCACCGAUUUUGGAUCUGUCUACGUUCCUGUGUAUGCACUGUGCCAGAGACUUGGACAAAGUUAUGUUGGACAAUGUUCUGAGAGUAUAUCACGAUUCCUUGGUACAGUGCCUCAAGGAGAAUGAUAUAGACGUGGGGGAUUAUUCGUACGAAGCUUUGUACGAGGAUUACAAGAAGAGGGGUCUAUUUGGAUUUUUCAUUGCCACGUACUACUUAGCGAUACAGAUGGGCAAGUUUGAUGGAAAGACGGAAGAUUUCGCGAAAUUAGACUGGACAGAGUUGCCAGUGACAUUGCUUCAGAUCGGUGGAGAAGAAGUUGACGAAAUUUUGGCGAAUAUGUUGUUGAAAUUAAAGGAAUUUGGAUGUCUCGAUUAUAUAUUGUGACCUGUUGGUCAUGUCAAGUCUUCCAGAAAUCGAUGAAAUCAAACGAAUGCGAUUUUUAUUAUUGAAUGGAAAUGUUAUUUGGAAAUAAUGGAAAUAAAUUCGUAUUUGGAAAUUCAUGACAAUUUUUAUUCUGGGAAUUUUAUCUGUGAUAAAUUUAGUAAUUGAUCAUCGACUAUCGUUAAGUUUCGCGAUUGAACAUCGAUUGACGAUUCGCUGAAGAAUCGAAUUUGAAGUGUACUUAGUCGCUACGAAACAUUAGAUAUAAUCAAGUUGGGAAAUGACAAUGAAAUUAUUUUGAAAAAUAUUACUGUCUGAUGAAUAAUCUUUGUAUAAAUGUUGACCACCGGGUGUGUUACUCACAGUUGGUGACGAACGAACAGAAAUUCGUAUCAUAUGAGAAUUCGCGACUUUUUUUACCAGACAUUUUUUUUUAUCAUUAAUAUUAAGGAUAAUUGCUUGUU
This is a messenger RNA of Frieseomelitta varia, 1903 nucleotides long. RefSeq lists its product as uncharacterized. NCBI's taxonomy places the organism in Eukaryota, Metazoa, Arthropoda, Insecta, Hymenoptera, Apidae. The transcript is spliced from 2 exons. Bases 216 to 1442 code for a protein of 408 amino acids. The record is from RefSeq and is a predicted model, not a curated record.